Molecule: messenger RNA, 2292 nt
Organism: Ostrea edulis (European flat oyster)
Lineage: Eukaryota; Metazoa; Mollusca; Bivalvia; Ostreida; Ostreidae
Product: zinc finger and BTB domain-containing protein 17-like
Exons: 1
Coding region: 202-2151 (649 amino acids)
Biological process (GO): regulation of transcription by RNA polymerase II
Molecular function (GO): RNA polymerase II cis-regulatory region sequence-specific DNA binding; protein binding; DNA-binding transcription factor activity
Source: RefSeq, a predicted model, not a curated record
CGGAGACAGCCGAAUAAGAGCAUAACAAAAACUUCUGCAUGAAAUAUGAUGUCAGCGUGACGUAUUCAUGUAAGUAAACGCAUUGGAGAGGAUUAUAUGAAAAUUAAUGUUUACAUCAUGAAGCGAGUCGCAGUUGAAACAUCUCGGGGAUUUCCGGGAAACUUGCCGAGAAGUUGCGAUUGGAAGGGAAAAUAAAUAAAAAUGGCGGCGUUGAUGAAAAACUCUCGGUUUGUUGACAAUUCACACUUCUCCAAGAUAUUACAGAAAUUGAACGAACAGAGACUGUCCAGUAAGUUUUGUGAUGUUAUUCUUAAAGUCUGUGAUACCAGUGUACUUGUACAUUCAAAUAUCUUGGCGUCAACCAGUCCAUAUUUCCAUACUUUCCUUGGGCAAGGCGAAGAUGAUCCUAGAGCUUUUUCUCAAAACACGCCACAGGUCAUAGAAAUUCACAUUGAAGGAGAUGGCGACGAAUCAUCCUAUGGCGAGGCUGUUCAGCUUGUUGUUGAUUACAUGUACACUGGUGAAGCCACUGUGUCCUUGGACAUCAUCAACCACGUUACAGAAAUCGCUAAAAUAAUGAGUUUACAGAAAUUAAUUUCAUUUUGUGAAUGGCUUUUAAGUGAAGAAAAAUGUGAUGAAAAGGUUUUGGAUGUUCCUGAUGAAAAGACACAAGACGGAAAUGAAACGAAUGAGGAGAUGGCUUCUAAUGCAACCACCCUUGAUAGUGAAGACAUCAAUUCUACACCUGUUGUUGCAGAUGCCUUGGAAGAUGAGAAAAACAUUUCCCAAGCUGUUAUUUCUUUUCAUAGAAGAAAACGAGGUAGACCUAAAAAAAUAACCCAAAUAGAAGAGUUGGACUCCGGAAAAAAGUGUCUUACAAAUAAAAGUGGUAGUGAUAUCGAACAAUCUGAUGAUAGUUCUGAUGAUGAGAAUACAGAGAAUAAAAUAAAUGUAGUCGAAUUCUCUAUGAGAAGUGGCAGGAAAAGGAAACUUACUUCUAAAAUGAAAGAACUGAAACACUCCUCCAAAUCUAAGGAGGAUUCCUCUACAGGGUUAGGUUUUGUUGGACAAAGAGACAAUUACAAGUGUGAGUUCUGUCCAUACUCAACGGAUUCAUAUCAUUAUUAUCAAAGACACAACCAGGCCCAUAAACAAGACAAAAGAAAAUAUACUUGUGAAACUUGUGGAUUUACUUCAGAAAAAGCAAAAAGUAUGCAUAUACACAAGAAAGAGCACCUUUAUGAAAAUUAUCACUGUGAUCUCUGUGAAUAUAAUGGAGAAACUAAAGAAGACUUUGAAAUCCAUAUGAAAAAGCAUGAUAACCCUUUACCUUUUUUUUGCAAAUAUUGUGAUCAAAGAUUCAGGACCAAAACUCAGUUGAAUUUUCAUUAUCCUAAACAUUCUAAAUUGAAACCAUUUGUAUGUAAACUCUGUGAUACUGGAUUCAAGUGGAAGCAUGCCUUGAAAAAUCACAUGGUGACCCACAGUACAACAAAAGAACAUUUGUGUGAUGUGUGUGGAUUUGCCACAGCUCAUAAAAGUCAGCUGAAAGCUCACAAACUUGUUCACACGGGGGAAACAUUUAAAUGUUCCGAGUGUAGUUUUGAAGCAACUAGAAAACAGAACUUAAAGUAUCAUAUGCUGACCCACACUCGUGAAAAGUCCUACCAGUGUGAGGUGUGUGGACAGGCCUUCUCCCUUAGCAAAAACAUGAAACGGCACAUGCUGUUGCACACCAAUGAAAGACCACACAAAUGCGACCAGUGUACCUUCAGUACCACAAGAUUUGACAAACUCAAGGAGCAUUUGAAAAAGCAACAUGGUCAUGGGGAAGAUUCAAAAAGGAAACCAUCUCCUUAUUCAAAAAACACUGAACUUGGUAUUUCCAAAUUGCAUUCUCAGACAUCUAAAAUUAUUCCAAGUGGCGUACCAGCAGUGAUGGAUGGAACAGAUGUGAUGGAAACGGACGUUUUGUCCACGAUACAGACUUUUCAAAUUCAGUUAGAUGGAAAUAAAGUGGUGGGAUUACAAGGGGAUGGGAAUGGGAUGCUAAUGCAGACAGCCAAUGGUAGUCUCCAGCCAAUCAAUGUCUCGAAGCUGGAAGAUGGAACAGAAAUUACGUAUCACUUUGUACAUGUAGAAACAACAUGAAAUUCUUGUUUAGAUUUAUGACAGUUUUUAUUACUUCGUUAUUAACAAUCAAAGACCAAUAAUUAUUUGAAUAAACCGAAUGAAUGAACUGAUUGAUGAUCAAUGAUUGACUGUGAAAAAUAAAUUUUCCUAUGAAUGAUA